GACCGUAUCACUAAACACAAACAGACAUUACACCCCAUAUUAAACUGAAUGCGCGUUUAGGAGACUGGGGACGUCGUCAUGUCCGCGAACUAUUUUGUGGAUUCACUGAUAAAUAAUGAACCUCAAGAGGUUUUCAAGGCCAGCGGACAUUUCACAGACAUGUGUUCAUCGCCAUUUUUAUCCGCAGACUGUUCACACCUUUCUUCGUGCAGUUUUGCAUCUAAAAACGCUCUCUUUACUUCGGCGUGGGAUCCAAUAUAUUCACAAAAAUCCGUCUUUUAUGUCAAACAUCCGGCUAUUGGCGCAGACUCGAGAUUUUUACAGACAUGGAUUGAACCUGCAGUGAGCAGUAGAAAUUACGACCUGACGUGUGAGGACUUAUCAGAUAUGAGACAGAAAGAAAAUUCUUGUUAUGUAUAUGAUCCAUCGACGCCUACAAAGUUUCAGCAGCUCAACUCUACUCCACUCAACUCCGGAAAGACCAAAGAAGACAAACCCGGGUUAGAUCCCAAUAAUCCUGCGGUCAGUUGGAUAAGUGCAAAGUCGACCAGAAAGAAACGCUGUCCUUACACGAAAUAUCAAAUUUUAGAGUUGGAAAAGGAAUUUUUGUUCAACAUGUACCUCACCCGGGACCGUCGGUAUGAAGUAGCACGAGACCUCAAACUCACGGAGCGCCAGGUCAAAAUCUGGUUUCAAAAUCGACGCAUGAAAAUGAAGAAAAUGAGCACGGAUAUAACUCAUGACAGAAAGUCAUGAAAAAUUUGCUAACAUUUCUGGACAAACCAAAAUGGAUUGUAGUUUUCCAGGGAAAACCAUUAAUUGUUAUAAAUGUUAUGUUACCUAAAAUAAUAAAUGUAACAUAACAUUAGGUUUAAAAGUGAAAACAUUUAACGUCGUGUCAACUGAAACAUGCAUUAGUUUCUACAUUUAAACGAUUGUUUAUGUUAGCAGAAUUUUCUUAGCAGUAUUUUUUUUUUUACUUAAUUUUGUCUUUUUAGUGUACUGUUACACUAUGUUACUGAAGGAGUAUCCGUGAUAGCUUGGAACAUUAAGUAUUUCGUAUAACUUUAACAAUUUUGUACAAAAAAUACCAUUCUUCUGAUGACAAACGGAAAAGGAGGAAAAGUGUUGGACACACUAAGCCCCUGCAGCCUUUUUAUUAAACACAGCUGGGAUUUUGAUUUAAAUCUUUUCUUCUUCCUUUUCUUUUAAGUCUUCCUUAUUAUACAUUUUCCAGAAUUACAAAAUGUAAAGGGAGGUUCAUAUAACACUGCCUCAUUAUUGUGUACAAAAAUAAUGUUUGUUUCAGAGUUUGAGAAAUUUGAGCCGUUUAAUGUGCCAUGCUCAAAGGAGUUUCAUAAUUGUAUUUCAUGCUUACUGAUAUUCCAACAAGAGGUUAUAAAGGGAUUGUUUUCUGUCUGCGAAAUAUAAAACCUUGAUUUUGAUUUAUAAGGUUUAGAUUUAGGAUUGGAUUUUCUAGGUUUAGGGUCAAUAUAUAUAAACAUCUUUCUGCGCAUUA
Messenger RNA from Tachysurus fulvidraco (yellow catfish), 1519 nucleotides. Its product is annotated as homeobox protein Hox-A9-like. The coding region runs from base 79 to 756 and encodes 225 amino acids. Gene Ontology annotation, molecular function: RNA polymerase II cis-regulatory region sequence-specific DNA binding; DNA-binding transcription factor activity, RNA polymerase II-specific. Gene Ontology annotation, biological process: DNA-templated transcription; regulation of transcription by RNA polymerase II; proximal/distal pattern formation. The record is from RefSeq and is a predicted model, not a curated record. The transcript is spliced from 2 exons. Gene Ontology annotation, cellular component: nucleus. NCBI's taxonomy places the organism in Eukaryota, Metazoa, Chordata, Actinopteri, Siluriformes, Bagridae.